Molecule: messenger RNA, 585 nt
Organism: Diceros bicornis minor
Lineage: Eukaryota; Metazoa; Chordata; Mammalia; Perissodactyla; Rhinocerotidae
Gene: LKAAEAR1
Product: LKAAEAR motif containing 1
Exons: 3
Coding region: 1-585 (194 amino acids)
Source: RefSeq, a predicted model, not a curated record
AUGCAGCCCCCGCCGCCGGCGACGGAGGGGGAGCGCAUAGUCCCGCGGGAGCGAGCGGGACAGGGCGCACAGGACGCAGGGUUCCGUCAGGAGCGCGCCAAAGGGGCGCCCGCGCCAGAGCCCCCCAAGCCCGGCUGGGCCCUAACGCUGGAGGGGCUGGCGGCCGCACCCCCCGCGCAGCGCCACCGCCAGCUGCUCUUCGGCGACGUGCUUGAGGACGUGGGCGCGGCGGCCUCCAUCUUCCCGCGCGAGUCUGUGGAGCUGGGGUACCGGAUGCCCGACCCGCGCGCGUGGACGCAGCCGCUAGAGCCGGCGGAGUGCCAGGAGCGGCUCCUCGGCGUCCUCAAGGCAGCCGAGGCCCGAGGCCGAGUCCGCGCCUUGCGACUGCGCUACACCCGCAUGCGGGCGGAGGAGAUCUCGCUCCUCAUUCUGCAUCAGAAGUCCGCGCGCGCCGCCAUCCGGCUGGAGCUGUUCCUGCCGCCGCUGAAGCCCACGCGGAUCCGGGACCCCCUGGACCGUCAAGAGCGGAGGCGCGUGGAGACCAUCCUGGAGGAGAAAGUCGAUGGCAGCAUCUUCCCGCGUUGA